AUUUAAUAAAAUAAUAAAUUUGUCCUUAAUAAAGGUAUACUGUAUUUUUCAUGCGGCGAAAAAUAUUCCACUUCCAUUUUGGACUUAUCAUCGACGCUAUCUUCACGCACAUAACAUAGUUUCAGUUCUUCGAUUAUUGUUAACCACGUGAGCGUCUCAGUAAUAGGCGGAAUAAAGGGAUGAAUCAUAUUCGGUUAAAAUUAUUAACAAAGAUUUCUCCUAUCAGUGCUAUUAAAUGUAUAUGUAGAACCACAUGCAGUGGUGUACAAUCUGAUGAAAGAGAUUUAAAUACUAAUAAGCAUAAACUUGCCAAAAUUGAACCAAAAAUAAAUUUAACUUACACAUGUCAAAUUUGCAAAAUUCGUAACAGUAAUAUCAUAUCUAAGGUGGCAUAUAGUAAGGGUGUUGUAAUUGUUCAGUGUAACGGAUGCCAAAACAGACACCUAAUUGUCGAUCAUCUAAAUUGGUUUCACAAAUAAUGUGUGUAAUGUAUUAAGAUUAAUUUUAUUAUUUUUUUUUUUUUAUUAAAAAUACCGUUAAUUGAAAAAUUCCAACCACGACUUUUAGUUUUGAUUACAUAGUUUAUAAUAAAUGUAGACGGUUUAUAUUUUAAAAAUCUGCAUUGCCGUUUCCAGUGUAGUGUCAAUAAACCAUGACCAUACGCAAUUCCUUUUGUUCGAAAUUGUGAUCCGGCACUUUAACUUUAAACAUUUCAAAUUAAUAUUUAUAACCCAAAAAAACAAAUUGCAAAGCAAUAUAAUAUAUGAGUUGAAAAUUCGACUCCUUUGUCAUCAACGUUUUGUUUCGAAGAAAAAUUGCUUCAACAUAUUGCAAGCAAUUGUGCAUGCCAUCUUUUCAGCUGCUUACCAUAUGUGUGUCAACUAAUAAGAAAUUAUGUUUUU
Molecule: messenger RNA, 902 nt
Organism: Teleopsis dalmanni
Lineage: Eukaryota; Metazoa; Arthropoda; Insecta; Diptera; Diopsidae
Product: mitochondrial protein import protein ZIM17
Exons: 2
Coding region: 180-479 (99 amino acids)
Biological process (GO): protein stabilization; protein import into mitochondrial matrix; protein folding
Cellular component (GO): mitochondrion
Molecular function (GO): protein-folding chaperone binding; zinc ion binding
Source: RefSeq, a predicted model, not a curated record